This is a messenger RNA of Egretta garzetta (little egret), 4311 nucleotides long. It is a transcript of the gene DNAJC10, whose product is annotated as DnaJ heat shock protein family (Hsp40) member C10. The transcript has 21 exons. Gene Ontology annotation, biological process: protein folding in endoplasmic reticulum. Gene Ontology annotation, molecular function: disulfide oxidoreductase activity. Gene Ontology annotation, cellular component: endoplasmic reticulum. The coding region runs from base 149 to 2599 and encodes 816 amino acids. NCBI's taxonomy places the organism in Eukaryota, Metazoa, Chordata, Aves, Pelecaniformes, Ardeidae. The record is from RefSeq and is a predicted model, not a curated record.
CAAGACUUGUGACAUGAAGUAGGACAACCAGCAUUUUGAAGAGCUCCAUCAUAAAUACGGCUGUAUCUCUGAACGUUGGUGGAUUUACUGGAGACUCUUCCCAAAGCCUGCUCGAAUCAGAACCUGUGAACUUUCCAAAAGCUUCAUAAUGGCGUUCUUACUAUCCAAAGCAGAAAAUACCAGAUAUUUGAAAAGAUCUUUAGUGCUAGUUUUAGUAUGUAUAAUAGUUCUUGUGUGCACUGAUCAGGACUACUAUAGUUUACUUGGAGUAUCCAAAGAAGCAAGUAGCAGAGAAAUACGACAAGCAUUCAAAAAACUGGCAUUAAAGUUGCACCCUGAUAAAAAUCAGAAUGAUCCAAAUGCACAUGAAAAUUUUUUGAAAAUAAAUAGAGCCUAUGAAGUACUUAAAGAUGAAGAUCUACGGAAGAAGUAUGAUAAAUAUGGAGAGAAAGGUCUUGAAGAUCAGCAGCAAGGAGGUCGUUAUGAAAGCUGGCACUUUUAUCGCUAUGAUUUUGGUAUUUAUGAUGAUGAUCCUGAAAUUAUAACCUUGGAUAGAGGAGAAUUUGAUGCUGCUGUUAACUCAGGAGAACUGUGGUUUGUGAAUUUUUAUUCUCCUCGAUGCUCCCACUGCCAUGACUUAGCACCUACGUGGAGGGAGUUUGCUAAGGAGAUGGAUGGAGUAAUACGCAUUGGAGCUGUCAACUGUGGAGAUAAUAGAAUGCUUUGUCGAAUUAAAGGGAUUAACAGUUACCCCAGUCUGUAUGUUUUCAAAACUGGAAUGCAACCAGUGAAAUAUUAUGGAGACAGGUCAAAAGAGAGCUUGAAGAACUUUGCCAUGCAGUAUGUUACAAGCACAGUCACCGAGUUAUGGGCAGGAAACUUUGUUAAUGCCAUUGAAACUUCAUUUGCUUCUGGUGUUGGUUGGCUGAUCACCUUCUGUGCUGAACGCGGGGAUUGCUUGAGUUACCAAACACGCCUUAAGCUAGCUGGCAUGUUGGAAGGUCUUGUUAAUGUAGGCUGGAUGGACUGUGGCACCCAGGGUGAGCUUUGUGAUAAUUUAGAUAUCUCAUCUAGUACUACAGCAUACUUUCCACCUGGAGCCACCAUAAAUAACAAAGAGAAAGGAGGUGUUUUGUUUCUUAACUCUUUGGAUGCCAGAGAAAUAUAUCAGGAAGUAAUGCAGCAUCUGCCAGACUUUGAAGUUAUCUCUGCAGCUUCAUUAGAGGACCGUCUGGCUCAUCACCGGUGGCUGCUUUUCUUCCAGUUUGGGGAGAGUGAUAAAUCAAAUGUACAGGAAUUCAAGAAACUUAAAUUUUUACUUAAAGAUGAACACAUUCAGGUUGGCAAGUUUGACUGUCUUUCCUCACCAACCAUCUGCAACAAGCUAUAUGUCUAUCAGCCUUGUUUAGCAGUCUUCAAAGGAAAAGGAACUGGAGAUUAUGAAAUUCAUCAUGGAAAGAAGAUCUUGUAUGACAUUGUUGCAUUUGCCAAAGAAAGUGUCAACUCUCAUGUUAUCACACUGGGACCUCAGAAUUUUCCUGACAAAGAAAAGGAACCGUGGCUUGUGGAUUUCUUUGCACCGUGGUGUCCUCCCUGUCGAGCUUUGUUACCAGAGCUGAGAAAAGCAUCAAAACAUCUUUAUGGUCAGCUUAAGUUUGGAACACUGGACUGUACCAUCCAUGAAGGGCUUUGCAACAUGCAUAACAUUCGAGCUUAUCCAACAACCGUUGUGUUCAAUCAGUCUGAUGUUCACGAAUAUGAAGGCCAUCACUCUGCUGAGCAGAUUUUGGAGUUUAUAGAGGAUCUUAGGAAUCCAUCAGUGGUCUCCCUAACACCAGAGACGUUCGUUGAAUUAGUUCAGAGAAGAAAACGAGAGGAAAUCUGGAUGGUUGACUUCUUUGCUCCAUGGUGUGGACCUUGUCAGGCUUUAAUGCCAGAAUGGAAAAAAAUGGCCAGGAUGUUAAAUGGAUUAAUCAGUGUAGGCAGUGUGGAUUGUCAAAAAUACUAUUCUUUCUGUCACCAAGAAAGCGUUCGGGGAUAUCCUGAAAUAAGACUCUUUCCUCAAAAAUCAAACACAGCUCAUCAAUAUUAUAGCUACAAUGGAUGGCACAGAGAUUCAUAUUCACUAAGAGGCUGGGCACUGGCAUAUUUACCACAAGUGUCUGUAGACCUGACUCCUCAGAGUUUCACAGAAAAAGUUCUGAAUGGAAAAGAUCAUUGGGUCAUUGAUUUUUAUGCUCCUUGGUGUGGACCUUGCCAAAAUUUUGCUCCUGAAUUUGAGAUCCUUGCAAGGACUGUUAAAGGAAAAGUAAAAGCUGGAAAAGUAGACUGUCAGAUGUACGCUCAGACCUGUCAAACUGCUGAUAUCAGAGCCUACCCUACUGUUAAAUUUUACCCCUACCAAGGAACAAAGAAAAAUGUUCUUGGCGAAUAUAUAGACAGCAGAGAUGCAAAAGGUAUUGCUGAACUUUUGAAUGAAAAAUUAGAAGAAAUUCAAAAUAAAGGAAAAAGAAAAAAAUCUAGAAAUAAGGUAAGACUACUUGUUGUGGGGCCUUUUGCAAAACACUUAUGUUAUUGUAAGAAUAGCUCUUUAAAAUGAUGUUAGUAUUUGUUCUUUGUCCGUGAAAUAUUAAAUGCUGUAUCUUCAAAUAGUACCAGGCACAUCUUACUUCUAGUGUUGUUUCGGUUACUGUUAUUUAUUUAAAUUCAGUUCUCCAUGCCCACAGAUGUAAUAGAAAAUACUACAGUUGCAACAUCAGUUAUAGCAAGACUUAGCAGAAUUUAUAGAUAUCCAUGGGACAGCUGUGUUAUAGAUGGUAGAGAUGCACUGGGUCUUUAAGUGUAAUCCUUAAACUAGAUUUAGCAAGCAGGCACCAAAUUACAGAGGCUGAUUAGUGCAAGACUGAGCUUGACAUACUAACUUGGAAAGAAGAUAUUAAUACACAGCUGUUAAAUACCCUGAAUUCUAUUUAGAAACAUUUGUCCAGUUGAAAAAUUAGUACCACAGAGAAAUUUAAAAUCACAGGAGAAAAUCCCAAUGAUCUUGAUUUUUAUUUGUACUUUCACAAUAACUUAAUUGUUUAUUUUCUUAUCACUAGGAUGAACUUUAACUGGUACUGGAGAUAGAUAGGAUUCAAAAUAUUCUGAAGCUGUGAAUAUAGAAGACACCAUGAGGAAAAUACAAGGCUGAUUAUAUUCAUGACAGGGCAAAAGAGGUGAAAACUCUUUUGAGUUCACGGGCAUAUAUGACUGUAUGGAUUCUGUUUAAACCGUGGGGAGAUAAAAGCGUGAAAGCAUUUUGGUUUUGGUGAAGGCAUUCAGUGUUUCUGCAAUUGAAUUCUGCAUGUCCCUCUCCUGAUAUACCAGCUACCUUCUUCCUAGUCAAACAUUGGAGUUGACCAGAAAUGUGGACUGUAUCACUUUUGCCUACCCAUUUACUAGUUCUUUAGAUUUUUCUGUCUCUUUUCAAACAGGUUUUGAAUGUGGCUCUCAGCCUAUGGCUGAAUAUGCACUCAAACCACUCUGCAAUGCAGAAACACAAUGAGGGGUUGUCUAUUUGAAAGACAAAACAGUUUUACCUGAUGAUCAUUCUGCUUUGGGAUUGUGUUACUGUCUAGUCAAUUGCUAAACAAUAAAAUCAAGAACUGGUAGUAGCACAGGUCUAUUGAAUUACAUUGCUCCUGUCCUUUAGUGGAUUACUGUAUUGUGGCACUGGUGAUGGUGCCUGGCUGAAAAUGGUUGUUUGGUUUGGGUUUUUUUAUUUUCUUUUUUAAAUAAUCAAAAAAAAAAUAUCAAGGACUUCAAACUCAGUGUUUCAUUGACUUUUAAAAUUUAAGUAAUGCUAUAGAAGCAUCUGCUUAAGUUAUUAGGUCAUAACUUUGUUAUUGUCUUUUUAAAUAUGAAUGUAUUCUGUGGACAUAUUUAACUUCAUUUGGUAUUACCACUUUUCCUUUCUCUGCAGACAUGUUUUGGAAGUUUUGGUUGUUUGGGUUUUUAUAUAAUCUUUAGGCAAGCAGGAUAGCAAGUGCCUUUUUUAAUUUAAUAAUGAACACUGUACAUUGCAAUGUCUCCUCAUACAUCUUAAUAGAAUUCCCACUCUUCAGAGUAAUAUUUUUCAUAGCUUCUUAAUAGACAAGAAAAAUUACAGAAGACAACAAAAUGUCUGCUGCAUUUAGGAGUUGAACAUGGAAAUGUUUCGUGUUUUCAAUAAAAUGCUGCUGAGAACCUGGCAGAUGGAUUUUUCUCCCUGCUCUCCAUGUAUUUAAAUUUGGUGUGACUAGUCACUGUAGUGUAUUAUAAAUUUGUAAAUAC